AUGAACGAUCCCUUUGGAGAAGGGCAUGGCCAAAGACCUGCGCAAACAUCUUUGUCAGGUUCAUACAGCAUCCCUGGUCCCACAACGCCAACUAGAAGUUAUGGCUUUCCACAGAACCAUACACCUUCACGCGAUCCAUUUGCUUCAAUCACCAGUCCUCACAACUUGAGAGUUCUGCUGACAGAGUCCGAGCUCAUGAAGAAAACAAUCCAAAAGGACUUGGCCUUGGCUAAGGAAGAGAUCAAGUUGCGUGAUGACCAGAUAGCAAAGCUGCAAAUUGAGAUCCAAGCUAUGCAUGCACGCAUAAGUCAGCAGGAGAUCACAAUCAGAAAUCAAUCGAGAACAAUCCAAGAUCCUCGCUCUUUGAGGCCAUGGCUGACUCCACCACAGACCGCAAACCUGUUUAUUCAUGCAGCGCAGCCUGUCCAGCAGGUAUUGCCUCACGCUCAUCCAGCUGUGUCUCCACUGCACAGCCAAGGAGUCGUGUCCCAUUAUGUGAACCACCAAGCAGUAUCUAUGCAACGUGGAUUAGACACAGUCGCAGGUGCCAGGACUUUUGAGCCCAUUGUACCCAUAAUGGAGCCUACCUCGCCUACCAGGGGUGCACCUUCACAGCAGGGAACGAUCACCACAAGCAGUAACCUGAGUAGCGAAGUGGUCAGCACAUUCCAAGGUUCACCUUACGUAGGUUUUGAAUUUGAAACAAAGGCAGCAGAGUUUGGAACUCGUUUUCUCUCUCUGUGGGCAAAGUCAGACCAAUUUGCCAAAACCUAUGGCAUGAAUUUCAAAGAGCUCAACCCUCAUCAACUCGACGCAUGUCUAAAGGACCACAUGAUGCUAGACGGUGACGCAGAUGUUGCAAUGCAGUAUCUUAAUAACUCGGUGCUCAGGCCACUAUAUGUGGCAAAAGUCAUCAACUUUUAUCUGUGCAAGAGGGUGUUGAAAUACACAGAGAUUGUCCGCGGCUUUGACUCCAUUGUCGAUGUAGAAAUAGCCAAUUUGAAGAGAAUGAUUGUGCAUGAUACUCCUCCAGUCGCUAGACACAGUAUCCUGGCCAGAAUUGCCGACCAAGUAAACUUUGUCCGACAGCAGCCGAACUUCAAGAAUUUCUGUCAAGGCAGCAAAGAUGGGCAUGGUUACCAGUUGCGGGCGUUACUUGAUCCUCUAUUGCUUCAUCGUGGGAGAGAGUCAGUCGCGCAUGAUUUGCUGAUUGAGCUCAUUGCGGACGCUCAAAAAAUCGCCCUUGAUCUCUAUUCGUGCCCCUUUGAUGCAAGACUCCAUUUCCCAGAAGUUGGCGAGGGAUAUGAUCCUACGUGCAUGGUGAUUUUGGAUUCCAGCGAUUCCAGGUAUGGCAUAACUCAAGUCAGAAUGUCCGUGACGCCUUUUGUUCGCCUGGGCUUGAAUCAGACAGAUCCAGCACGUGCUCGAGCAAGGCCGGUGGCCGUCCAGGCUUGGGCCGUGGCCGAUAGUAACAGUGCGCUGGGCCCCUCCUACGUUGCAGGGCGAUCUCACCUUGAACCAGGUUUCAUCGCUACGUUCGUGCGUCGCUAUAACCAUCAGAGCAUAAACUGCAACGCGAGAUGCAGAGAUCGCCUCGCAAACCGGCGCUACUUUCACGACUACUUCGUCACGCACCUUCCGUCUUCUUCCUUGCAUCCCGAUUCACGUGGACCGCCCUCGUUUCAUAAGCUUCCUCGUUCUGCGUCGACGCCGCAUACCAGUGCGAGCACUCGGUUGUCUCCUGCGUCAAUACAAACCCCUAUUGGCGUUAACCGCGACACCACGGUAGUGCGGAUUCCACUGCGCAGUGCGAAACACCACUUCGGGGCAUCUGUAUCGCGCGGGUCACGCCAGUACAAUGAAGACGCAUACCAGGCCGGUGUUAUUGAGUUGCCCGCAUUCGCGAAACGAUCUCCUCUAUCGUUGACCAUCAAUCGUGCGUCCGGUGCCGAGUCCGUUGCCGUUACUUCUGGGGCGGACAGCGCCAGCGGAGAUCCACAGGUAUUUUACUUUGGCGUCUUCGACGGCCAUGGUGGUUCUGAGUGUAGCAGCUUUCUUCGAGACCGUCUACAUGAAUACAUUCAAGAUAGUGCCGCGGAGUUUGAAAUACAGUCCAGUCUAAAGGACAAGACUGAAAGAAAGCGGGACUGCCGUGGAAGACAACAAGCCGAUCAGCAUGGGUUAUACCGUGCCGACCUGCCAAUCAUACAAAAUGCAAACACGAACAAGAUAAAGUCUCUUGAAAAUGAAAUGGUACAGUCUUGGAAGUAUCUAGUCGGGGGCUAUUUCAAACGAUUCAAACCCUCACACUUCUCUUGCCUGGGAGACGGCGCUUACUCCGCGGCCCUUUCACAGACGCUUGGAGUAGAUCAGGGCGCAAAGAAAGCGGAUAGCGGAGUUUCGAUGGAAGAGUUGCUAGAGUAUGCCUUUUUGAAGGCAGACUUGGAUUUCGUGUCAGCGCAGGCGGCGAAGAAAGACGACGAUCUCGUGCAAUCAGAUCAACCGCUAAACGAAGACGAUAUUCUUUACAGUCCAAGUCAAUCGCGCCGUGCAUUCAUCGGAGGGCCCAAACUGUUUCCAGGGGGAAGCACUUGCAGUGUCGCCAUGAUAUCAGCACCAACAGCGACACCCUUUUGGCAUCCGGCAACUCCCUCCUCGCUCUUGGUUUCACACGUCGGCGAUACUAGAGUUUUGCUGUGCGAUACAGCUACUGGAGCGGCCAUUCCUUUGACCACAGAUCAUCACCCAUCCUCUCCAGUCGAAGCCAACCGCCUGCGACGUUAUGCUGCCACGUUCGUUACCGAUUCCUUCGGGGAGGAACGCGUAAGCGGACUGGCUAACACCAGAGCGUUUGGCGAUAUUCACUCGAAACGGAUUGGGGUAUCAGCGGAACCAGAAAUUCGUCGGAUUGAGAUGGCGCCGGCAGAGUUUUCCUGUCUCGUGCUGAUGUCAGAUGGCAUAAGCGGAACACUUCCAGACCAGGAAAUCGUGGACAUCAUAAAAGAGGCUCGCACGCCAGAGCAAGCGGCCCGUGAUGUCGUCAAUUUCGCAACCGACAUCAGCAAAGAUGCCGAUAAUGCGACUUGUCUGGUGGUGCGUCUCGGCGGUUGGGAACGCAGACUGGAGGGUGGCUUGGGCAGCAUGGGCACAAAGGAGGCCCGCGAUUUUCGAAGACAGGAAGCUACAGACCCGCGUCGAUCUCGCACGUAA
Messenger RNA from Talaromyces atroroseus, 3210 nucleotides. RefSeq lists its product as hypothetical. Gene Ontology annotation, molecular function: protein serine/threonine phosphatase activity; cation binding. Gene Ontology annotation, biological process: protein dephosphorylation. The transcript has 4 exons. Bases 1 to 3210 code for a protein of 1069 amino acids. The record is from RefSeq and is a predicted model, not a curated record. Lineage: Eukaryota; Fungi; Ascomycota; Eurotiomycetes; Eurotiales; Trichocomaceae.